AGCUUUGACAAAAGUUAUUGAAUUAGAUUUUUUUCUACGUUUUAAUAAUUUUGAAAUCUGAUAUAUGUAUGCAGGGUAUUGAUUUAUUGAAUACCAAAACUAUCCUUAAUUCAAUAUCGAUUUUAGGAACCAGGUUUAAGGGUGUCUCGCCCUUAGCAAAACUUCAAGAUAUUUUUCAAUGCAGUUAUCUUAGGUUACGCCUUAAAAACAUGAACAAAUUUUGAAACUAACUUAAAAAGUUUAUAAAAGGGCAGUGGCAACUUCCCGAAUCUGUUUGCUUAGGGUUUAAGAUCAAAUCGUUUGACUGCAGUUUGAUCUACUCAAAAAAAAUGAUUCUCUUAGUUAUAGGUGAGAUUAAUUGUUCUUAUUCAACAAUUUAAAAUGUGUUCUCGCCACAACAUUUCUCUCUUAUCAAAAGUAAAUGUAGUAUUUCUGCUGCAAGUGAGAAAAGUUCGCCAUCUAUUUUGGGGCGCCAUCCCAUGCCAUCCCAAUCCCCAUCCCCUAGCUUCCCGAGAGGGAAGUUCAACAGCCGCUUGGCCAGGCAGGCAGCCACACGCCGAGAGAAGGCACCGUCGCCUCAACUAACUGAACAAACUAAAGCAAAGCAUCGCCUCGGCCAGUGUGUAGAGGAAAUGUGGAGCUAUUUUUAAGCACUGGGGCGACAUUUUUCUUGCUUUCCUCUCUGCAAAAAAAAAAGAAAAACAAAAAGAAUGUGCGAAAAUGCGAAAAAAAGAGCAGGCCGAACGAAUAUAUUAAUAAAAGCAGCGCUGUCGCUCGCUGCGUUGGAUUUCGGGUUUGGUUCUGCUCGAGGAUCCGCUGCAUUCGUCGUUAUUUCGCCCGUGGAGUUGCACAUCGUGUCGCCGUCUCUAAGAUCACGCCAUGAAUGUGGAGAAACUGAAGCGCCUGCAGGCGCAGGUUCGCAUAGGUGGCAAGGGCACGCCCCGCCGCAAGAAGAAGGUCAUGCACCAGACCGCAGCCACCGAUGAUAAGAAGCUUCAGAGCUCGCUCAAGAAGCUAUCGGUUAGCACUAUACCCGGCAUCGAGGAGGUCAACAUUAUCAAGGAUGACCUGACCGUGAUUCACUUUAACAACCCGAAAGCCCAGGCCUCUCUGUCGGCCAAUACAUUUGCCGUCACCGGGCACGGUGAGACGAGGAAGGUGGUGGAAAUGCUGCCGGAUAUUCUGCCACAAUUGGGCCAGGAAACCGUGGUCCAACUCCGGAUGUACGCCAAUUCCAUGAACCAGCAAAAGGGGGCGGCAGGCGGAGAAGGAGCAGCCGUACCCACUGGAACUGAGGAGGACGAUGAUGUUCCGUUGCUUGUUGGGGACUUCGAUGAGGUUGCCAAGGUGGAGGCUUCCACUAAGCAGGAGCAGCCGCUCAAGAAGGAGCAGCACAAGAAGCAGGAGCCAAAACCACAGCAACAGAAACCUCAGGAGACAGCCAAGCCCAAGGACAAUAAGAAGGCUCAGGCCCAGGAAGGCAAGAAAAAGGAACAGCAGCAGCAGCCGCAGGGAAACAAGGAUAAGCAGAAUAAGAGCAAAGAACAAGUUAAGGAUCAAUCCAAGGCUCAGCCACCGGCUCCUCAAGCUGACAAGGAGAAGCCUGUUCAAGCAGCAGCAGCUCCUCCACAAGCUAAGCAAGAUCAGAAGAAGGACUCACCAAAACCCACUGACCAGCAGAAGGAACAAAAGCUGGAGAAACCCAAGCCAACCGAGCAGAAGACACCUCAGCCGAAGGCCAACGAAGCCAAGAUGGCUGAGCCACAACCUAAGCCAGCUGCUCCUAAAAUUGAACAAAACUCUCAACAGAAAGUCCCUGAAGUCAAGACCCAACCAGAACAACCAAAGGUUGAGGUCAAAGCAGCAGGUGAGCCCAAACCCGAACCACCCAAGGCUUGGGGCGCUCCCGGUGUCCAGACCCUGGCCCAGAUUGUCGCCUCGGAGCCACCCAAACAGGCAGAGAAACCAGCUGCAGAAGCAACUCCUGCUCCGAAAAGUGAGGAACCGAAAAAAGUGUCACCCCCUGUUACUCCGCCAGCUAAAAUAGAGCCCACAAUUGCUCCUACUGCAGCUACAACUAUUACAGCAGAGUCUACCAAGAGUGUUGCUCCUUCAGAAGUGCAGCCAAAGAGUGCUCCCAAGCAAGAAUCACCUCCCAAGAGUGCUCCACCAGCAGAGGUGGCUCCCAAGAGUGCUCAGGAAAAGCCAAAGCAAGCCUCUCCUCCCAAGAAUGUAGCGGAGAAACCAAAACAGGGAACUCCUCCCCAGAAUACUUCGGAGAAACAAAAACAAAAGACUCCACCACCGGCCAAGCAACCGACGACGCCACCCGUAGAAGCAGCCAAGGCGCCAGUGACCGAGGUUGCUAAAGCUCCAGCUCCAGACGCUACCAAGGCCCCAGCUCCUGAAGUUGUCAAAGCUCCAACUCCUGAAACUCCUAAAGCGCCAGCUCUCGAAGCCGUCAAGGCCCCAGCUCCUGAGAUAGCCAACACUCAGCCAGCCAAGGCUCAAGAGCCAGUUGCAGCUGCUCCUGAAAAGCCAGCAGAGACUCCAAAACCAGUGGCAGCACCUGCACCUGCUCCUGCUCCCACUCCCAAGGAGACGCAGGCGAUCAACAAGCAAGUGACACCACCUGCUACGACUCCAGCGGCAGCUGCAACUCCCACAGCAGAGGCUCCUUCACCAGUGGCUCCCUCCCCAGUGGCUCCUUUAACGCCACCCUCAACUCCCACCUCGGCUCCACCAUCUGCGGCCGCUGUGACCCCGCCAUCGCCAGCUGCUGCCGUGACUCCACCAUCGCCAACGGCAGCAACUACUCCUCAACCACAGAAGCAGGCGCCUCAGAAGAAGCAAGAGGCACCUGGAGGACAGAAAUCCAAGCAGCAGCAAAAGCCACAGCAGGCACAGAAGCAACCACCAGGAGGAGGAGGUGGAAACAAGCCCCAGCAGCAACCGCAGCAGAAGCAAACAAACCCCAAUGCCAAUGCUAAGCCUGCAGUGGCUCCAAAGCCGGCCCAGGCCGCAGGGAAGCCCUCGCCACCAAAGACAGCUAAUCAGCCGAAUCCUCAGCAGCAGCAACAGCAGGCCAAGCAGUCCAACAACAAGGCAUCGCCACCAAAGCAGACAGGAGGACCACAGCAGAAGCCGGCGACAAACUCACCCAAGGGCACGCCCUCGCCCAAGGCUGCCGCCUCGCCGAAAGCAAACUCCCCCAAGACCGGAACACCGCCCAAUCCAAAUCCAAAUCCCUCUCCCGCUGCAGCCUCUCCUCAGGCUCCAGGUGGUGCCAAUUAACCCAACUAGAUUCAAUCUUUAGAUCGGCAAACCUUGCAUUUUGAACUUACCACGCAUUUUCGAACUCAGUUUUUCGGUUUUUUCAGCUACCUUUUUAUUUUUCUGACU
Messenger RNA from Drosophila serrata, 3402 nucleotides. RefSeq lists its product as uncharacterized. NCBI's taxonomy places the organism in Eukaryota, Metazoa, Arthropoda, Insecta, Diptera, Drosophilidae. The record is from RefSeq and is a predicted model, not a curated record.